GCUGCCCUUGCCCUAUGUCAGCUCAGUCUUUCUUCUAGUCUCCCUACUACUCUACUUUUCUCCACUCUCGGUGUUCUUCAAAAGCCAAAAUCUCAACUCCUUGAACCAUUGUUGCUUUGAAGUCCCAAGUCCCUCAACCCUCAACCCUCACCCCCUUGUUUCCGCAACUUCCCACCAUGUCGUCGGACGCCUACGACCUGCCCUCUCCCAGGGAGACCGAGUCUGGCUACGCCAGCGGCUGCUCUAGCGAGGCAAGCCUCCCGGACAUCUUCUUCAGCAAAACCCACCUCAAGUUCCUCAAUUCGCAGCUGCAGAAGCUCGAGCCCGAGGAGAUUCUGCGCUGGUGCUUGAUCAGUCUGCCAUCCCUGUACCAGACCACGGCUUUUGGUCUCACUGGUCUCGUGACUUUGGACAUGCUUUCGCGGAUACCCAACCCCACCAAGACCUCCGUCGACCUCAUUUUCCUCGACACCUUGCACCAUUUCUCGGAAACCCUGGCUCUGGUUGACCGUGUCCGCCGCCAGUACGGCAACGUUAACCUGCACGUCUACAAGCCCGCUGGCUGCGAAACUGCCGAGGAUUUCGCCACGAAGCACGGUGAGCAUCUGUGGGAAACCAACGAUGAGCUGUACGACUUCGUCGCCAAGGUCGAGCCCGCUCAGAGGGCGUACGCCGAACUUCAGGUCAAGGCUGUCCUCACUGGCCGGAGAAGGUCUCAGGGCGGCAAGCGCGGAGACCUUGACAUCAUUGAGAUUGCCGAGGACGGUCUUGUCAAGAUCAACCCUCUCGCCAACUGGUCGUUCACCGAUGUGCAAAAGUACGUCGAGAAGCACAACGUUCCCUAUAACGAGCUUCUCGACAGGGGCUACAAGAGCGUUGGUGACUGGCACUCGACUCAGCCCGUUGCUCAAGGCGAGGACGAGCGUGCAGGUCGCUGGAAGGGGCGCGAGAAGUCCGAGUGCGGCAUCCACAACAAGAAGUCCCGCUACGCCCAGUUCCUGGCGGCUCAGGAGCAAAAGAGGCAGGAGGAGGCAUUGAGCAGGGCGCUCGAAUCCUCGCACGUAGGCACGUCGUGAGGUUAUGGACGCGUGACUUUGUUUCUUUAUCUGCUGCAUAUUAGCAUCGGCGUUGGGUCGUUUUUGGGCGUAUCUGGAUGAGCAUGAUGCUCCAUUGGGAGCGAAAAGGCGUUAGAGGAGGGACAGGGAUUGAUAUCAGCGAGGUGGAAGGACGAGAUACCUCUAUAGGAAAGAUGAAAUACGUAUGCCACAACUCAUUAACAUGGAGAGAUCUUCAGCGC
Aplosporella prunicola CBS 121167 is the source of this 1297-nucleotide messenger RNA. RefSeq lists its product as uncharacterized. The coding region runs from base 177 to 1076 and encodes 299 amino acids. NCBI's taxonomy places the organism in Eukaryota, Fungi, Ascomycota, Dothideomycetes, Botryosphaeriales, Aplosporellaceae. Gene Ontology annotation, molecular function: phosphoadenylyl-sulfate reductase (thioredoxin) activity. The transcript has 2 exons. Gene Ontology annotation, cellular component: cytoplasm. The record is from RefSeq and is a predicted model, not a curated record.